Molecule: messenger RNA, 456 nt
Organism: Neltuma alba
Lineage: Eukaryota; Viridiplantae; Streptophyta; Magnoliopsida; Fabales; Fabaceae
Product: UPF0481 protein At3g47200-like
Exons: 1
Coding region: 1-456 (151 amino acids)
Source: RefSeq, a predicted model, not a curated record
AUGCUUGAAAUUCCAAAACUUUUGAUGGAGGAUAGCACUGAACUUUUGUUUCGCAAUAUGAUAGCAUUCGAACAGUGUCAUUAUCCUUUUGCUGCUUACAUUAGUGACUAUGCUCAUGUAUUGGAUUGUCUAAUAGACACUUAUAAAGAUGUUGAUGUCCUUAUUCACAACAAAAUAGUCAGCAACAGUUUAGGUGAUCCCAAUAGUGUUGCUUCACUAGUUAAUGGUCUUUCGGUAAAUUUCAUUCGAGUGACUUUCAAUUCUCAAUACUACGAUAUCUGCCAAAGGUUGAAUGGCUACUGUGAAGAUCCUUGGCGCAAGACGAAGGCCACUCUAAAAAGUGAUUAUGGCAACACUCCUUGGCAUGCUGCGGCCUCGGUAGCUGGAAUAACUCUUCUUAUUCUCACAAUUGUUCAAACCAUAUUUUCUGUCAUUCAAGUUGUAUUGGAGAAUUAG